Molecule: messenger RNA, 604 nt
Organism: Colletotrichum navitas
Lineage: Eukaryota; Fungi; Ascomycota; Sordariomycetes; Glomerellales; Glomerellaceae
Exons: 1
Coding region: 194-520 (108 amino acids)
Source: RefSeq, a predicted model, not a curated record
AUUGAAAAUCAAUUCACUAAAAGGAAAAUCGACACAAUGCCUCACGGCUACGAAUAACUGCUUUUGUUUCAGACGUCGAGUGCCCUGGCCAGUCGACGGCUUGUCUCCUUAGCGAUCUGAGCCAAGGAUACUGAUCAAUACUUUUCAUAUAUUGGCGUUGGGGAAAGGGAAACUGGCAUACUUAGGGUUUUACAUGACUGUCUUUUCAUUCUUACCUCCAUCUCAUCGGCGUUGGGAACUUGCGGCUCCGAAGUUAUCAGCAGCGUGGCUGGAUAACAUCGACAUUUUCUAUCUUUUCGGGGGUCCGCACGAGUGCGCAGAAGGGGUAUUACAGGACCUUGAACCGGCAUGGCAGCUUGGCUUUCAUUGUGUUCUUUUUUAUUUAUUUUUUACACCAGGACGACUACAGGCGGAUGGCAAAGGGGAUCAUGGGUGUGGCUUGGACAUUAUUGCGGGAGUGUUGAAUAAACACCCUUUGAGGUAUUGCUGGCGGAUAUGCGUGUUCUUCGCUCUGCUUUAAUUGAAACAAUACUGAGGAAAUGUUCCCGCCAUCGACAUGUACCGCAACGUGCUCUUCCCAUGUCCCAAAUGAGGUUGUGCACAG